ACUUUCCUUUUUUUCAAUUCAAGUCAUCCCCAGUUACUGUCAGCUUCUCCCCCUCCCCUUACCUUCCUAUCCAUCCCUACCUUACUCCCACCUCCUCGUCCUCCCUUCCCGGCACUCAGAUGCUAGCAAGACCGGCGUUCGCAGCGUGGAAGGCUUUGAAUUCACAUCGGAGAAAGAGGGGUUAACGGGAGCAGAUAUUUGUGAUCUCCCCCAUCUUGACCGACAGCAAGAAGACAAAGCAGAAUAAAAAUCAUCCUUUGGAAUCUAUAAUCACACUUGACUGCAAGAGCCUUCUGUAACAAACAACCUCAUUUAUAUUACGACUGCUGCCACCGCUCACAUUUAACAGACACGUUGACACAACAGUGAGGAGCCAGGGCUUCAUAUAAAUGGCUGACAAGCAGAUCAGUUUGCCUGCCAAAUUGAUCAAUGGGGGUGUCGCUGGGCUAAUUGGAGUCACUUGCGUGUUUCCCAUCGACUUGGCCAAGACUCGCUUGCAAAACCAGCAAAAUGGAUCUCGCCUUUACACCAGCAUGUCAGACUGCCUUAUCAAGACCAUCCGGUCAGAGGGCUACUUUGGGAUGUACAGAGGAGCGGCGGUGAACUUGACACUUGUCACGCCGGAAAAAGCCAUCAAAUUGGCUGCCAAUGACUUCUUCAGGCAUCACCUCUCCAAGGAUGGAAAGCUCACCUUGCUCAAAGAGAUGCUGGCUGGGUGCGGCGCAGGCACUUGCCAGGUUAUUGUCACCACUCCUAUGGAGAUGUUGAAAAUUCAGCUCCAAGAUGCUGGACGUAUUGCGGCGCAGAGGAAGCUGAUGCCGGAGUUGGUGCCAGCUGGCACCGUGGAACCCAAGUCGCCAACUGCAAUGCAGCUCACCAGGCAAUUACUGAGGGAAAAGGGAAUUGCUGGAUUAUACAAGGGCCUUGGCGCCACGUUGCUCAGGGACGUUCCAUUCUCCAUCAUCUACUUCCCUCUUUUUGCUAACCUGAAUAACUUUGGAAAGCGGGGUGCAGAAGGAACCGCUCCUUUUUACGUGUCCUUUAUAUCGGGCUGCUUAGCAGGGAGCACGGCGGCCGUCGCAGUCAACCCGGUUGACGUCAUAAAGACAAGACUUCAGUCUUUGAACCGGGGCAGCACAGAGGACACAUACAGCGGAGUGACUGACUGCAUCAGGAAAAUCUUGCGUAAUGAAGGCCCAUCAGCCUUUCUAAAGGGGGCCUACUGUCGAGCCUUGGUGAUUGCCCCUCUCUUCGGCAUCGCCCAGGUGGUCUACUUCUUGGGCGUGGGCGAGUUUAUCCUCAGCUUCUUGCCUAAAAGGGACAACUAGGAAGCACAUCCUUGUCUGCCUUUCCUACCCAGAUCACAUCACACCUCCACCUGCGUGAGGAGUCAUCUCAUUCUUACAGACCUAUCUGUUUGUAUUUUUAAUGACGGUGUGCUGCAUUUUGUUUCAAAUUUGUUGUCUUGAAUGUCCGAAUCAUGCAGGAGGGAGCCUCCGUUUGCUGCCUGCGCCGGCGCAUAUCAAUCCUGAUAUCAAGCCACAAGCGUCAGCUUGAGUUUUGAAAGUUGUUGAAUUUGUAAUGACAAAAUAUGUCGUUUUAUAUUUUGAUUCUUGAAAUUUCAAGGUAGGCUGACUGCCCUUGGUUGCUGCAGUUUUGCAAGCUCCUCCUUACCGGAUUAUUUAAAAUGGCACUCCUCUUCAAAUCAAACUAGUCAUACAAGAAAAAUAGAAUAGUGCACCUACCAUUAAUUAUGAGCACAUAUAUGGAGAUUUUUACGAACAAUGCUAUUCAGGAUAUUCCCCAAUGCUGGUGUCUCAAAACAUACUGCUAAAAAAUAUAAAGGGAACACUAGGUCAAUGAAAUAUCCAUCCAUCCAUUUUAAACACUGCUCAUCCUGAAUAGGGUUGCGGGAUCCUAUCCCUGCUGACUUUGGGCGAAAGGCGGACCACACCCUGAACUGGUCGCCAGUCAGUUGCAUAACACGUAUAGAGACAAACAACCAUUCACACCCACAUUCACAAUUUACACAAUCACUGAGUGGGAACCGAUUCCACGCUAGUUGUUUGACAACAAAAUAGCAUGAUAAACUGUUAUUGGAAACGCAAAUCAUAAACAAAAGUAAAACUUUACACAUUAGAUCACAGACUCAUCUGAGUUUUGUGUCUCUGUAACGUUUAUGGUCUUCUCCACGUGCGUGUAUGCGCUCCCAAUGAGCACAUGAGUGCUUGGCUUAUAUUUUUGGCAGUGCUACACCAAUGAUGGUGUACAGGUGUAUUUGUUUGUCUACUGGUAUCUCCUCCACACUCUUGACUAUGCUGGUUACACAGCAUGCCUUCUGGCCAUGGUGAUUAUGCAUUUGUCGUUCUGGAGGAUCUGCACUGCCUGAGCAACUUGUGUGGGCUGCAGAUAAGGCCUCAUACAUGUACUUGUGAUGAGGGUGCUGGAAGCAUGCGAAACUGAGCUAAUGUUCCAUUUUCACAACAGCAGGGAAAACUGAUUCUCAAUCGUUAUGGCUAGCAGGUUGAUAUCCCUAAUGUGGGAUUAGAAUGUGUUCCCUUUUUCAUUUUUUAAAGCAGUGUAGUUCAGGGAAAGUGUCGAUGUGAGACCAGCACAUAUGAGAAGCCGCAACCCUUGAACCAUAAGAAGACUUUCAUUACCUCUGUUUUACGUUUUUUUUUUUUUUGUAAAGAAGAUCAGAUUCCAUCCAAUACGUCCACAGUAACUCUACUGUUCACCUUGUCACAAAGCUCCUUUUGUGUUGUGUAGUUUGGGCAGGCAGUGUGCACUGCACAGCCCCCACACACAAUCCCAGAAUCGCAUUGCUUUAAGAAAGGUGGGUCCACAGCGCAGUGAAAUUACAGAAGUUGAAAACUAAGAAGGGUCUGAGUAACUCUGGUAUCAUGAGAAUAUAUAGGCUUUGCGAGUAAAUAGUACAGUCGCUUAUCAUGGAAAGCAGAUUUUAAAUGAUUGUUUACAGAAUCGUUCAGUGGAUGUUUUCUGAACUUGAAUUAACUGGCAGGGUCCAGAGAGCCUGCUACAAACUUUUAUCAUGAAAUCCAAAAUCAACACCAAUGUUUGUUUUGUUUACCAAACCAACUUGUCUAUGUUCUUGUUUGCUUUAAGCUGUGAGGGGAAAGCAGCCCUCUUAUAUGUCAAUGUUUGCAUCGCAUCCGCAAAGCCCUGCCAUUGUUUUUUUUUUCUCUAACCGGAGAUCAAGGUGACUUUGACGUCUUUUUAAUCAACCACAUUCCGCUCUAGCGCCCACUGUGCUGUAUUGUUGCACUUGUAGCUAUAUCUGAUGCAACUUUUUAACGUGUACUCAUCUGUGGGACUUAGAACUAUUUAUCAGUGUUCCUUUCUUUGGGUGGUAUGGCACUGUCUGUUUGUAUGUGUUGUUGACGUAUCCACUUUUGAUUGAUUAUAUUGUGCAUAUGCA
Molecule: messenger RNA, 3439 nt
Organism: Hippocampus comes (tiger tail seahorse)
Lineage: Eukaryota; Metazoa; Chordata; Actinopteri; Syngnathiformes; Syngnathidae
Gene: slc25a22a
Product: solute carrier family 25 member 22a
Exons: 11
Coding region: 390-1328 (312 amino acids)
Biological process (GO): malate-aspartate shuttle; L-glutamate transmembrane transport; aspartate transmembrane transport
Molecular function (GO): L-aspartate transmembrane transporter activity; L-glutamate transmembrane transporter activity
Source: RefSeq, a predicted model, not a curated record